UAAUUGCAACAGACGGUAGAAGGCUCGGAUAUAUCCAUACAUUGUGCGCUUAGGGAUCAUAAAGUUUCUAGUUGGUGGAUAUGUACAUAUGGUGAUUGCAUAUGCGAGAGUUACGUGUAAAAUAGAAUGACGGAUAGUAAGGAAUCACAAAAGAACGGUAAAAACCGUUCGUAUGUGGUUUGCGGCCUACUAUCCGGUGUUAUUACGAAGACAAUAUGUGCUCCGUUCGACAGAAUACGUCUUCUCUAUCAAGUCCAGCCAAUGUUCAAUCAAUUUAGCAGUAGCUAUGGAGCAGAUGCUGCAAACAACAAUGUUUCUGGUAAGCCUAAUGUUAGUAACGGCGUUAACGUCAACCAAAUGGAUAAAACUGCCAACGUUCUCAAAUCAGGGAAAAGCAGCUCUAAUGUAAAGUAUAACGGUGUAAUUAAAACCGCUAAGAAGAUCAUACGCGAAGAAGGUCUCAAGGGUUUGUGGAGGGGUAAUGUUGCAAACACGAUAAGAGGUGGUUUAUGCUAUGCUACAAAGUUUGGAAUAAAUGACACUGCCAGAGAAUAUCUUAAAUCAUGUAGCACACUGCAGAUGUGGUUCAAUAAACGCAAGAUGAACAGCGUAGAUGGUAAAUACGUAGGAGGGCAAAAUGACUUUAUACUAUCCCUUCUCGCAGGGGCUUCUGCUGGACUUGUUCAAAAGAGUUUAACGUACCCGUUAGAUCUUAUAAGUGUGAGAAUGGCCUUGGGAAUCAACACCAGAAGUCUGUCAAAGAGUUGUAAGUAUACUGGGCUAAUCGACUGUCUCUCUACAAUUCUCAGAACCGAAGGACUUUACGGACUCUACAAGGGAUUCACACCUUCCAUGUGUACUGGUGUUCCAUAUGUUGCCUUGCAAAUGGCAUUUUUUGAGUUUUAUAGAAAGAACUUGUUCAAUAGCAUUAUAGAGAAAGAUAAUCUGAGCAUUAAGCAAGUGGCAUUUGUCUCAUCGAUCUCCGGCUCAGCCGCUGGAGCCUCUGCACUUUUACUCGUAUUUCCAGGGGAUACCGUGAGAAAGAGGAUGAUGAACAAUGCAAUUUCUAGCGAAUCCAAGCUUUACAAGGAUUCCAAGUAUUGUAUAAGGUAUAUCCUCAGGAAUGAAGGAAUAUCGGCAUUUUAUCACGGCUUAUUUCCGUCACUUUUGAAAUCGCUGCCUUCCGGGGCUAUUCAGUUUGUUAUGUACGAAAUACUCAAACACCUCUUUAAAAGCAUCUAAAACAAG
Molecule: messenger RNA, 1248 nt
Organism: Theileria equi strain WA
Lineage: Eukaryota; Apicomplexa; Aconoidasida; Piroplasmida; Theileriidae
Product: mitochondrial carrier protein, putative
Exons: 3
Coding region: 127-1242 (371 amino acids)
Biological process (GO): transmembrane transport
Source: RefSeq, a predicted model, not a curated record